CUCAAAGUUGGAUGCCAAGUACCGCGGCAAAUAAAAAGCCGAGUAAGAAAUAUUCUUUUCAUUCAGUGCUGCCGGGGUUUAUUUUUUCUCUGAGAAUUAACCGAACAAUUUGCUUUUUUUGUUUUUCCUAGGCUCUUGGUUUCCACAGAUAAUGUGUCAUCCCAUUUAAAUUCAGUAACAACGCAUUGCCUGAGAAAAGAUGGAAGCUCCUCCUGUUACAGUGAUGCCUGUCACUGGGGGCACGAUCAAUAUGAUGGAAUACCUGCUUCAAGGCAGUGUGUUAGACCAAGCCCUUCAAAGCCUAUUGCAUCGUCUUCGAGGUCUAUGUGACAACAUGGAACCUGAGACCUUUACCGAUCAUGAACUGGUUUAUCUUCUGAAAGGCCAACAAGGGAACCCUUUCAUUCUUCGUGCCCGGCGCUCCCUCUCCCAUCCCACAUCACCGUGGCACCUACGCUACCUAGGCCAACCUGAAGUGGGAGACAAGAGCCGCCAUGCACUGGUGCGCAACUGUGUUGACGUGGCUGCCUCUCACAGCCUGCCGGAGUUCCUUAAUGAGAUGGGCUUCCGCAUGGACCAUGAGUUUGUGGCCAAUGGCCACAUUUUCCGCAAAGGUGCUAUGAAAGUUGUGGUUAGCAAGCUGUCACGCAUCCUAGUACCGGGGAACACAGAGAACACAGAACGUCUAUCACUUUCAUUCUUGGUGGAGCUGAGUGUGACAGCUCCCGCUGGCCAAGACACUGUCUCAGAGGACAUGCGCAGCUUUGCUGAGCAACUAAAGCCCCUGGUUCACCUGGAGAAGAUUGACCCCAGCAAACAGAGACAUUAACUGACAUCAAUUAGUGCAUCAAGUCAUUUCUGACUGCCUUGACAUGGACAUAUUAUACCGUUUUUUU
Molecule: messenger RNA, 896 nt
Organism: Etheostoma cragini (Arkansas darter)
Lineage: Eukaryota; Metazoa; Chordata; Actinopteri; Perciformes; Percidae
Gene: med18
Product: mediator of RNA polymerase II transcription, subunit 18 homolog (yeast)
Exons: 3
Coding region: 200-829 (209 amino acids)
Biological process (GO): regulation of transcription by RNA polymerase II; termination of RNA polymerase II transcription
Cellular component (GO): core mediator complex; mediator complex
Molecular function (GO): transcription coregulator activity
Source: RefSeq, a predicted model, not a curated record